AUGCUGUCGGAAUCAGAACUAUCCGACUUCGAGGAGCAACAAUAUCGCGAAAUCUUUGAAUUGUUUGAUCGCAACGGUAGCGGGUCCAUAUCGGCAGACGAAUUGGGGGAUCUGAUGCGUGUGCUGGGACAAAAUCCAACGUUGGCCGAGCUGGAGCAAAUGAUCUACGAAGUGGACGCCGACGGCAACGGGCGCAUCGAGUGGGAGGAGUUUUUGGCACUAAUGAAGCGAAAAUCGCGGGAACCCGUCAACGAGAAGGAGCUCUACGAAGCAUUCAAGGUGUUCGAUAAGAAUGGCGACGGAUUCCUGUCGGUGGACGAGCUUUCGGAUGUGAUGCAAAAUUUUGGUGAACGACUAACUCCGCAAGAGCUACAGGAUCUCCUGGCUGAGGCAGACAUCGACGGGGAUGGACUAAUUAACUACGAAGAGUUUGCUUUCAUGCUAUCGAAAUAG
Anopheles cruzii is the source of this 453-nucleotide messenger RNA. RefSeq names its product calmodulin-beta-like. The coding region runs from base 1 to 453 and encodes 150 amino acids. The record is from RefSeq and is a predicted model, not a curated record. The transcript has a single exon. Gene Ontology annotation, molecular function: calcium ion binding; enzyme regulator activity. Lineage: Eukaryota; Metazoa; Arthropoda; Insecta; Diptera; Culicidae.